Messenger RNA from Protopolystoma xenopodis, 696 nucleotides. The record is from the annotation of a GenBank genome assembly. Lineage: Eukaryota; Metazoa; Platyhelminthes; Monogenea; Polystomatidea; Polystomatidae.
AUGUUCGCAGAAGCCGUCCUCCCCUCUUGUCUGGCCAUGACUUUGGUACCAUUUUCACAUCCGCUUUCGCCGCCGCCAGCGGCGCCGGCACCUUCGCCUCUGCCAACUCAGUCUCCACUUCAGAUUGGGCCUUCGUCCGACACGUUGGCCGGUGACCUCUCGGCCAACGGGGCCUCGAUUGUGCCGAUUGCUGAUGGCCCCGAGGCUGCUGCCGAGCCGCCAGCUCGAAUCCCUCGCCGCGGCGGUGUCGCCGAUGCCGGCGACUCGGUCGGCCAGACGAGUCGGCGUCGGAGUGCAGUUGUCGACGAGACGCCGUGUCCUCCGCCUCCGUCGCGCACGGACCCACUCGACAAAACCGUCUGGCCUGUGUGCUGGGCUCGAGUCCGGCCGAGCUCCAUUCCACCAUACCGCUCGUCUACACAAAACGAACGAGACGAGACUCUGACUUCCAUUUGGACGUUGGCCUUGAAUGGGUCUCGGUUUCGUAUGACAUUUCGGCACAGAUUGCCUCGUCUCUCCACCAGCAUUUGCGGCCAAGACGCAAGUUUGCAUGGCAGUUGUCGAGUAGGCCGCCUGGACUCUGGGUUCGAGCUCGUCUUCCGUCUCGAGUGGCCAGACAUGGUGGCAGUCUCAUGCCGGCUAGGGAAACUGGAGAAUUGGGAGAACGGUCCUAUUAAUGAAGGUCGAUUUGAGUAG